This is a messenger RNA of Erigeron canadensis, 1133 nucleotides long. RefSeq names its product AUGMIN subunit 2. The record is from RefSeq and is a predicted model, not a curated record. The transcript is spliced from 6 exons. Gene Ontology annotation, cellular component: mitotic spindle microtubule. Gene Ontology annotation, biological process: microtubule nucleation; spindle assembly; microtubule organizing center organization. Bases 106 to 972 code for a protein of 288 amino acids. Lineage: Eukaryota; Viridiplantae; Streptophyta; Magnoliopsida; Asterales; Asteraceae.
UUUUAACUUGUCAUUUCUAAAUUUCAAACUUGAAAAAGCCGGCCGGCCAACCCACCUGUCGAUAAUCGAUCCAUUAAAUCUUGAAUACAACCAAAUUGUAUAAAAAUGGCAUCAAUUCAGGGAAGCGACAGUAGUAGCUGGGUGGGAAGAAAACCGCUGAGACGACUUGGUGGGAUGUCAGAUGCACUUUCCAUUGCCUCAGAAUUAGGAUUUUCUGUUGCUCCUCCCCCCUCCCAGGAAGAGUUGCAGAAUGUAUCAGGUGGUAGUGAAAAAGGUGAUGACUUGAUACGAGUCUUGAGGGAACUUACCUCCGUACAAAGAAAAAUUGCUGAUUUGCAGGUUGAACUUCAAGGUCGCAAGGAAGAUAAAAAUGUUGCGCACUUGACACAUGUCAGUGAAAUGGAAAAGAAGAUAGAAACUCUAGCUAGGAUAACUACCAUAUUGAAAGACGUUAUCCAGAAUAAGGAUCGGAUUAUAGCUCGUCUACAACAACCGUAUUCAUUAGACUGUAUUCCAGUGGAAGCAGAAUAUCAGAAACAAUUCUCCGAACUAUUGAUGAAGGCUGCCAGUGAUUAUGGUUUCUUAACGGCAUCUGUUACAGAUUUCCAGUGGACUCAAAACUUCAAGGAGCCACCGUCUGUAUGGGGGGAAAUGCUUCGGCCAAUUCCUGUGGCAUUGGCAUCGUGCACAAGGUUCUUUGAAGCAAUGACUGCCAUGAGAGAAUCUUUUGCAACCCUUCAAAAACUGAGGUUAGGCUCAUCGGAUUCCCAAUUGAAAAUGUCAGCGAGCCAGAGAACAUCAACUGGCUCUGAUUGUGUGACUCCACCUCCAUGGGGAAAGGAGUCGAGUUUUGAUGAUUCGGCUCUUACAACCUCAACAAGGCAAGAACAAGAGGACAUAAACAUCAGUGAUUUAGAUAGCAUGAGCAGUCGAAGAUUGUCAUGGCCUUUGGGAAAGGCAAAUGGUUUAUAAUUUGCGUUCGGGUUAUUAUCUGAUUAUGAUAUGUCAUUGUGAUUUGCUUUGUUGAUUUAUUGUAUGUUUCUGUAAUUGUGUAAUUUCUAUCAUAUUUGGUAAAGGAGACAUGGUUUGAUUCUGAAUAUGAUAUUGUGGCAUGAACCCAUUGGUUUUCUCCA